CUCGUAACGUCUUCCAAAAAUAACGGGCAUCGCCGCAUCGCAGCUGCUAACGGUGGAGAUAGAUACACAGAGCGAGAGAGAUAACUAGAUAAGCAAUGGAAGAGAGACGAGACAUGUUAUCGAGUGUGGCAAAGAGUAUCACAGCAUCACCAAUUCAAGAACUGUCUCAUCUUGCUCAAAGAUGUAACGCCAUCAACCUUGCCGAAGGUUUUCCCGACUUCCCUGCACCUUCCCACAUCAAAGACGCUGCCAUUUCAGCUAUCAAUUCCGACUCCAAUCAGUACAGGCACGUACAAGGAAUAUGUAACCACGUGGCAGACAUAAUGAACCAAAUGCACGGAUUGGAUGUCAACCCUCUAACUGAUGUAGCUAUUUGUUGCGGCCAAACUGAAGCAUUUGCUGCAGCAGCAUUUGCUGUUAUAGACAAUGGGGAUGAAGUUGUACUGUUUGACCCUUGUUAUGAAACAUAUGAGGGGUGUAUUAAGAUGGCUGGGGGAGUCCCAGUAUAUGUGCCCCUUAAUCCACCUCAUUGGACCUUGGACCCUAAAAAACUCAUGAAGUCUUUUUCUCGGAGAACAAAAGCUGUAGUACUUAACAGUCCUCACAAUCCAACUGGCAAAGUUUUCACAAAAGCUGAACUUGACAUUAUUGCUGGAGAAUGUCGAAUCAGGAAUUGCCUAGCUAUAACAGAUGAGGUAUAUGAACAUAUCACAUUUGACAGUGAGAAGCAUACGUCCCUUGCGUCGUUGCCAGGAAUGCAAGAGCGGACCAUUAUAACAUCAUCCUUAUCUAAAACGUAUAGUGUCACAGGAUGGAGAGUGGGAUGGGCAAUUGCUCCAGCCUGUAUUGCCUGUGCUAUCAGAAAUAUUCAUGUUAAAGUUACAGAUUCUGCACCAGCACCUUUCCAAGAAGCUGCUUUGACUGCUUUAAGAAGUCCCCCUGAAUACUUUGAAUCAUUGAGAAGUGAUUAUGAAUCAAGGAGAGACUACAUCAUCAACUUUCUUGGCAGAAUUGGAUUCAAGAUUCAUUUUAAGCCUCAGGGUGCAUUCUUUUUAUUUGCCGAGCUACCUCAAAAGUGUCCAGUUUCUGAUGUACAAUUUGUUAGAAACUUAAUACAACAAGCGGGAGUAGUGGCUGUGCCAGGAUGUGGCUUUUUUCAUGCAGACUCAUAUGUGGAGAAACUUGCUCAGGAGGGUUUUAGCUAUCAGGAUAGAUACAUCAGGUUUGCAUUCUGUAAAAGCGAUCAGACUUUAUCUUCUGCAGCAAAAAGACUUGAGGAAUUUUUGGAUUCUGCAACUGCAGGGUUUCUCAAGCUAAAAUGACUAGCUUGGUAGUAAGAACACCUCGUAUUUGUGUACUCAAAUUUUCAGAUGAUUCGGAUGUAACUAAAGUGAAGGUUAUAU
Argentina anserina (silverweed cinquefoil) is the source of this 1403-nucleotide messenger RNA. RefSeq lists its product as uncharacterized. The transcript has 10 exons. Lineage: Eukaryota; Viridiplantae; Streptophyta; Magnoliopsida; Rosales; Rosaceae. Gene Ontology annotation, cellular component: cytoplasm. Gene Ontology annotation, molecular function: pyridoxal phosphate binding; L-kynurenine:2-oxoglutarate transaminase activity. The coding region runs from base 96 to 1322 and encodes 408 amino acids. Gene Ontology annotation, biological process: biosynthetic process. The record is from RefSeq and is a predicted model, not a curated record.